Lepisosteus oculatus (spotted gar) is the source of this 5657-nucleotide messenger RNA. RefSeq names its product formin-like 2a (gene fmnl2a). Gene Ontology annotation, molecular function: actin filament binding; small GTPase binding. Gene Ontology annotation, cellular component: cytosol. Lineage: Eukaryota; Metazoa; Chordata; Actinopteri; Semionotiformes; Lepisosteidae. Gene Ontology annotation, biological process: cortical actin cytoskeleton organization; regulation of cell shape; cell migration. The record is from RefSeq and is a predicted model, not a curated record.
GGGCUCAUUGUGUGGGGAUGUGUCUGUGAAGUGUGUUGUGUUGUGUGUGUUGUCAGCAUCGGAAGGAUUACACAUAGUAGAGGACCGCUAAGCCUGAAUCAUGCACAUUAUCACCAUUACAACCAGCUGGGAGUGGUGCAGAAAUUGUGCAAGAUACGGAUAGGAGGCACCUUUUUUGUAUUUGCUUUGUAUAAAUCCGCGUUAUUGUUGCUCCAUUAGAAGGAAAAUGAAUGAAGAGGGAGAGAAAACCCAAAGCCCCGAAUUGUGUGAAUAAUGCUAGGGGGAGACGUUGGUCUUUCGGAUACGUCGAGUUUUCCUGUCUUCGCCUUGUUGUACUGGAAAGUGACCAGACUGGAAUAAAACAGGGAGGUGGUGGCAUUUCCCCCCCAGUAACGGAUACCUUUAUUGUGUCGAGGUUGACUCGCUCGUGAUUUUGAAAUUUCAAGACUAAACCGUGGAAACUUGCAGUUAAAACGGACAGAAAACAUGGGAAACGCAGGGAGUAUGGAUUCUCAGCAAACUGAUUUCAGGGCUCAUAGCAUGCCACUGAAACUACCCAUGCCUGAACCAGGUGAACUGGAGGAGAGAUUUGCAGUCGUUUUGAACUCCAUGAACCUUCCUCCAGAUAAAGCACGAUUAUUGCGCCAGUAUGACAAUGAAAAGAAAUGGGAACUUAUUUGUGAUCAGGAAAGAUUUCAAGUGAAGAAUCCUCCUCACACAUAUAUCCAGAAAUUAAAGGGUUAUCUUGACCCAGCUGUCACCAGGAAGAAAUUCAGAAGAAGAGUGCAGGAGUCAACUCAAGUCCUUAGAGAACUGGAAAUUUCAUUAAGAACGAAUCAUAUUGGGUGGGUCAGAGAAUUCUUAAAUGAAGAGAACAAGGGCCUGGAUGUCCUGGUGGAAUAUCUUUCUUUUGCACAGUAUGCUGUCACGUUUGACUUUGAUAGCUUGGAGAACAAUGUGGAGCACUCGGUGGACAAGUCCAAGCCCUGGAGCAGAUCUAUUGAGGACUUGCACAGAGGAAGUAACUUGCCUUCCCCAGUUGGAAACAGUAUCUCCCGGUCCAGCAGGCAUUCAACACUAAGGUAUAACACAUUGCCAAGCCGAAGAACCUUGAAGAAUUCUCGAUUAGUUAGUAAGAAGGAUGAUGUUCAUGUUUGUAUCAUGUGUUUACGUGCCAUCAUGAACUACCAGUAUGGCUUUAACAUGGUGAUGUCUCAUCCACACGCUGUAAAUGAAAUUGCACUGAGUCUGAACAAUAAGAAUCCCAGAACAAAAGCUCUUGUUUUAGAGCUGCUAGCCGCUGUUUGUCUCGUCAGAGGAGGUCAUGAAAUCAUCUUAUCAGCUUUCGAUAACUUCAAGGAGGUUUGUGCUGAGACACAGAGGUUUGAAAAAUUGAUGGAACAUUUCAAAAAUGAAGACAACAAUAUUGAUUUUAUGGUGGCAUGUAUGCAGUUUAUUAAUAUUGUGGUUCAUUCAGUGGAAGAUAUGAACUUCAGAGUCCACUUACAGUAUGAGUUCACAAAGUUGUGCCUGGAUGAAUUCCUAGAUAAGCUGAAGCACACAGAAAGCGACAAGCUGCAAGUGCAGAUUCAGGCCUACCUGGAUAAUGUGUUUGACGUCGGUGCUCUUCUGGAGGAUGCAGAAACGAAGAAUGCUGCCUUGGAGCGAGUCGAGGAACUUGAGGAGAGCAUCUCCCAUAUGACAGAGAAACUUCAGGAUACUGAAAAUGAAGCUAUGGCUAAGAUAGUGGAACUGGAGAAGCAGCUCAUGCAUAGAAACAAAGAACUGGAUUCUAUUCGGGAAGUUUACAAAGACGCAAACACACAGGUCCACACGUUGCGGAGGAUGGUGAAGGAGAAGGACGAGGCGAUCCAAAGACAGUGCAACCUGGAGAAGAAAAUCCAUGAACUGGAGAAACAAGGGACAAUAAAGAUCCAGAAGAAAGGGGAUGGGGAAAUUGCAAUCCUUCCCUCAGUCCAGCAGGGGUCAGUCACCCCUGGUGCAGAAGGGGGUGCUGGUUCCUACGUGGUUGCAGGGACAUCACUGGGUCCAGAAAGUGGGGGAGUUCCUCUAGUCCCAGCACCGCCCCUGCCGCCUCCCCCUCCACCGAUGCCCGGGUCUGUGCCAAACGGACCCUCAGCCCCUCCUGCUCCUCCUCCUCCGCCACCACCCCCUCCUCCGCCGCCACCCCCACCACCCCCUCCGGGCCCUGCGCUGGAGGCGUCUCCCCCUGUGCCUCCCCCCCUUCCCCCUGCAGCCCCCCCUCUCCCUGGCUCAGGAUCUCCCACUGUCAUCUUCAACUCAGGGUUAGCAGAGGGACCCAUCAAGCUCUUCUCCGUGAAAAUUAAAAAGCCAAUAAAAACUAAAUUCCGUAUGCCAGUCUUCAACUGGGUGGCCUUGAAACCUAACCAGAUAAAUGGAACUGUCUUCAAUGAAAUUGAUGAUGAAAGGAUUCUGGAGGAUCUGAAUGUGGAUGAAUUCGAAGAAAUGUUCAAAACAAAAGCUCAAGGCCCUACCAUAGACCUAACAUCAAGUAAACAGAAGGUCAUUCAGAAGGGACCAAAUAAAGUGACGUUACUGGAUGCCAACAGGGCUAAAAACCUGGCCAUCACUCUGAGAAAAGCUGGGAAAACACCAGAGGAAAUAUGCAAAGCCAUUCAGAUGUUUGACCUAAGAACUUUACCUGUGGAUUUUGUUGAAUGUCUGAUGAGGUUCCUGCCAACGGAGAAUGAAGUGAAAGUCCUGCGGCAGUACGAGAAGGAGAGGAAACCACUGGAGAGCCUGACGGACGAGGACAGGUUUAUGAUGCAGUUCAGCAAAAUUGAGCGAUUAAUGCAAAAAAUGACUAUAAUGGCCUUUGUUGGGAAUUUCACUGAGAGCAUACAAAUGCUAACCCCUCAACUUCAUGCAAUAAUUGCAGCAUCGGUGUCUAUAAAAUCAUCACAGAAAUUAAAGAAGAUACUUGAGAUUAUUUUGGCUCUCGGAAACUAUAUGAACAGCAGUAAAAGAGGAGCGGUCUAUGGUUUUAAACUCCAGAGUUUAGACUUGCUUUUAGACACAAAGUCUACGGACAGAAAGCAGACUCUGUUACACUACAUUGCCAAUGUAGUCAAGGAGAAAUACCAUCAGGUGUCCCUCUUCUACAACGAACUCCAUUAUGUUGAAAAGGCAGCAGCAGUAUCACUAGAGAAUGUCCUAUUGGAUGUGAAGGAACUUCAGAGAGGAAUGGACUUGACAAAACGGGAGUACAGUAUGCAUGGCCACAACACUAUGCUGAAAGACUUCAUCAACCAAAACGAAGGAAAGCUCAAGAAACUCCAAGAUGAUGCCAAAAUUUCACAGGAUGCAUUUGAUGAAGCAGUGAAAUAUUUCGGAGAAAAUUCCAAAACAACGCCUCCUUCUGUGUUCUUUCCCGUCUUUGUCCGAUUCGUGAAGGCCUACAGGCAAGCAGAAGAGGACAAUGAACAGAGGAAGAAACAGGAGCAGGCACUCAUGGAGAAACUGUUGGAGCAGGAGGCCAUGCUGGAGCAGCAGGACCAGAAGUCGCCAUCGCAUAAGAAUAAGAGGCAGCAGCAGGAGCUGAUUGCAGAGCUGAGGAGGAAGCAAGUCAAGGACAGCAGACAUGUCUAUGAAGGCAAAGACGGUGCCAUUGAAGAUAUAAUUACAGAUCUUCGAAAUCAGCCCUACAGGCGAGCCGACGCGGUGAGGAGGAGCGUCAGGAGACGCUUUGAUGAUCAGAACUUGCGCCCAGUGAACAACUCUGAAGUCACGAUGUGAAUGAGAGAACAGCACGUGUCAGGAAUGUGUGUGUGUGUGCGUGUGUGCGCGCCAUUGCAUCUUUGUGAAAAGUAAUGGUUGAACAAAAGCCAAGAGCUAGUUUCAAACCGGUGGGGCUGGAGGGUAAAAGGAGUCUUUGUCCCUGAAUUCGGGAAUCUAGCAUUUAGAAGCCAAGUGCCUAAUUCUGAUUAGAAGGUGUUUACUAGUAGCAAUAUGACCUGAUCUGGCUUUAAUUCUGUUCCAAGUAAUGUUGAGCUUUUUUUUCUAAACUGGACACAAAUGUCUGUACAGAAAAUCCUCAAGUCUUUCUUUUGAAAGUUCAGAAUGUAAGGAACAUGAUUCCUGGUGUUGAGGGGUAUUCCGUGACAUUUACUAUGGAACUCCAUAGUAAUUGUGUAAUACAUUCCGGUGCUAUUGUAUUUAGCCUAGGAAUUAAUUUUGUGCUUUAGCUGCAUUUUUUUUUCAUUAGCUUCUCCUUUUUUUUACUCAAGGGCUAAUGAUUUUAUUUAUUUUUUUAAAGAAAAAGUGUCCCGGUUCAUUCCAACAUUUAAUACAAAUCAAUUUCCAGGAGCAGAAGUACUAUGACAUAUAAGGGUGAACUGUUUCUUCCCACAGUCAAAGAUUUCUGAGCAAAUAUACAGCAAUUCCAGAAAACUGAAGGGACAUUCCGAGGCUGGGCUACAUUUUUUUUUUGUGAAAUGACAAGGUUAAUGUGAAUUGUAUAUACUGUAGGCCUCCAUACUAAGGUAUUAACAUCUCAUUUAUCAGUGUUAUUAUGGUUUACAUGGACCAAUACAAAAAAAAUGUACAGUUUCAGAGAUGAACUACUGAAGUAGAACUUAAGUGCUCAAAUAAAAUGCAAAUAAAAAAAAGGUAUGAAAAUGUGAACCUUAUAAAUACAUACCAUAUAAUGAAAUGAUGUGAGAAUUCGGUAAUGAUAAUUAGAGCAUACUACAUCCUGUUGUGCCGUAUACACUAUAUAUGUUGAAUACAAAACACAGGCAAAGCACUUAAGACUUCUUAAGUAGUUUAUCAUGAAAAUGAAUUCUGAUUUUAAUUCUCUUAAGAUAUGCUUUAGCUAACAACUAAAUCACCUUGAUUGUUUUUACUCACCAUCUUUAUUGUACAAGUUUAAUGUAUAGUAUUUAACCACUAAUCCACGUUCAUUCAGUUUUGCUCAUGUGAACCACUUGGUGUGAGUGGCAUUUGUUUUUGAUAAUGUGUAGUUAUGUUAAAAAAAAACAAAACAAAAAAAAUUUCUAAAUGUACAGAUAUUUUGCUACGAAAUGGGUGCAGUUUUUAUGUUUUUUGUUUUCUUUUUUUUUAUAAUUCUUUUUAAUCCACAUAUUAGCUUAUAGUUAAUAUUGUACAUAUUGUUUAAACAAAGUUUGCAACACUCUCUACUAUACAAUCUGAAUGUUUCUUUAACUUAUAGUUUUUUUGUAUAUUUAACUAAAAUGACAGUGAACAAAAUUUUGGCUUAGCUUUAAUAGAUUGAUCCUAGAUAUUUUUAAGAAGUUUCACAAUGAUGUAUUCUGUGUGCUAAGCAGAACAUGCCAAGAUUUUGUCUUGCUUGCCUGACAUUAAAAUGGCAUUAAACCAUUGAUAUUACAGUGAAACUUACAGGUCAUUUGACCCUAAAAUAUCGAUUUCGCAUGUGUGUCAGCUUAUUUUAAGGAAAAAAAAAGGUAGGUUUGUGAAUUUCGACUUUGCAACAAUUUCAUCUCUUUAACUGGAUAAUAUUGGCAUGUUCUUCAGUAAUGUAUUUUAGGCGAUACCUGCUUCUUUGCAAUAUUAAACAUUUUAAUAACGCAAGUUUCAAAUUAGAUCUCUGGUUUCUCCAUGGCUAUGUUCAAAUAAACUAUUUACACUACUAUAAA